ACUGCAGAGGUCUCCACAUCCCCCCACACACCUUUACCAGCUUGUGGUUCCUCCACACACACCGAGAGAGGGAGAAGAAGGAGAGGAGGAGGCAGAUACGCAUCUUUCUUCAAGUCCGUGAGAACUUCAGGCGUUUUUGGAGAUCUCAGAGAUGCUCUUCAUGCUCUUCGGUGCUGAUGUCGCUCUCUUUGCCGCCUUAACAAAACUGAGAGAUCAUUUCAAUGACUCAGUGUGUUUAUACUGAGGAGCAGAGGACUCGUUUCUGCAGGAUUAUCAGUGCAGUCCGGAGACGUGAUGUCACGCGCGUGUUCUCUGAUCUUGGUAUUGCUGAGUGUGCUUCAGGCAAACAGCCAGACGGAAAUGAAAAGGGUUGUCGGUGACAAUGCCACGCUGCCGUGCCACCAUCAGCUGUGGCAAGCCGACAUCUCUCUGCUGGACAUCGAGUGGAUGCUGCAUAAAUCCAGCUCACGGCAGAAAGUGUUGAUCACAUACUUUGCGGGUCGAAUCUACGACCCCAACGAGAGCGAGGCGGGACGGCUGUCCCUCACGGGCGACUACCUGAAGGGCGAUGCUUCACUUAUGAUCAGCGACCUCCUGCUGACCGACUCUGGAGAAUACAUCUGCAAGGUCAAGAACGGAGGAAAGUACUACUGGAACACGGUCAAGCUCAUCGUUCUCCUAAAACCGUCCAAGCCACGCUGCUGGAUGGAGGGUCGUCUGCUGGAAGGAAGUGAUGUCAGAAUGAGCUGCAAGUCUGAAGAUGGAUCUGACCCGAUAAGCUACAAAUGGGAGAGAGUUUUGGACAAGGGAAAAUAUGCUGGCAAGCUCCCACCCUUGGCUCUCAUAGAUCUCAAAAACCCUGAGAUUGUGACCCUGAGAAAUCUGUCCAGGGAAAGUGCGGGUGUCUAUAGAUGCACCGCCAGCAAUGAUGUCGGGGAGGAGAGCUGUACUCUAGAGGUCAAAGUUCACUACAUUCGUGGAAUGGGCGUAGUGGCUGGCGCCGUGGUGGGCGUGUCCUUUGGUGUGCUCCUUAUCAUCCUCAUCAUCUGGCUUGUUUUCCGCAAAAAGGAGAAAAAGAAAUAUGAAGAAGAGGAGGCGCCCAAUGAAAUAAGGGAGGAUGCUGAGGCUCCCAAGGCCAAACUGGUGAAGCCCAAUUCUCUAUCGUCCUCCCGGUCCGGUAGUUCUCGCUCUGGAGCUUCUUCCACUCAGUCUAUGGUGCACAACAGCGUCCCCCGUGGCCCAAGGCCUCGACCGCCUGCGGUAGCUGCUGUUAAGGAGGGCGAACAGCUUGAAAAUUUUCCUCAGGUACCACCGGCAUAUAACCACGUGGUCCCGAAACUCGCAGAGCCUGGCAACAGCCCCAAACCCAGCCCGGCAAAGCUCAACCCGGGGAACCUGGCAAGGAUGGGCGCCACACCUGUGAUGAUUCCUGCCCAAACCAAGGCAUUCCAGACUGUUUAGGAAUACCUGCAGAAACACACACACAAAUAAAUACACACACUGCGGUAAGAAGAGACAUCACCUCUCUGAUCGGAUUGAUCUGAAGUUCUCAUUUAAAAGUCAUUCGCAGAGAGGAUCAGACCAUCUGAGGAAAUAGCAAAACCUUUAUUUUGGCAAGCAGUUUUUUGCACCCUUUUUAAUCCUUUUUUUUGUGCAGUGGACCUGAAGUGGGAGUUGGGGUGAGCGGUGUCUUGUUAUGUUAGAUUUGAACGAAAGAGACAGAAACACAGCACUGCCUUUACAAAGACAGACAACCCAUCUCACUGACCACAGACUUACUGUCCGCUCCGACAGCUUCAGAACUGAAGGAAAAUCGUGCACUAGAUGACUCUGUCCAGAACCCGCUCAUGUGUGCCCACAAGGAUUCACACAUGUCACUCAUUUCCUCAGCCAAUCAGCUUUUGCCAGGCAACCCUGUGGGCAUCACACCUUAACAGCCAAUGGCAGGUGACCUGCUGGGCACAGACGCUACAAUUGGCUUAAAGGGAUAGUUCACCCAAAAAUGAAAAUCCUGUCAUCAUUUACUCGACCUCACAUUGUUCUUAAACCUGAAUGAUGGAUGAUAAACACAAAAGAUGAUAAAUGUGAUUACCACAACAUUGACUUCCAUAGUAUUUGUUGGAAUACAAUGGGUACCAUCCACUGUGUGCUAACCAUCAUAUAUCAAAAUAUCUUCAUUUUUGUUCUGCAGAAUAAAGAAACUCAUACAGAUUUAGAACAACAUGAGGGCGAGUAAAUGAUGACAGAAUUUGUAUUUUUGGAUGAACUAACACUUUUAAACAGCAACAUGAAACAUGAUCUUUUUAUGUACAAAUAUUCCAUACUUAAAGGGCACCUAGUAUGCAAAUUCACUUUUACAAGGUGUUUGGACAUAAUGUGAAUUAGCAGUGUGUGAACACAACCACCCUACAAUGAAAAAAAUCCACCUGCUCCUUCUUUUUUAAUCCUCAAUAAACCAAAGCAGUAUCAUGCUUGUGAGGUCACACUGAUAAAGCCCCGCCCACUUAAAGUCCUGCAUUAAUAUAGUUUCUGCAAUCAGCAAGUUGUGAGAUAAUAUUGUCUCAGACUAUUUAUCAGAUCUGUUUUAACUGAAAGCGCUCACUGUCUGUAAGAAAGUGAGGAGCUGUAGCUCAUUUGCAUUUAAAGGUACAGACAAUAAAACGGCACGUUUUUGCUCCCACCCAAAUAGGUGCAUUUUCGACUUGCUUUAAUAAAUUAUCUGUGAGGUAUUUUGAGCUGAAACUUCACAGACACAUUCUGGGCACACCUGAGACUUAUAUUACAUCUUAUAAAAAGACCACAAUAGGUGCCCUUUAAUAGACAUUAAUAAGAAUUCCAUAUUCAGUUUAAGUAUCAAGCUGUAUCGAAAUGUGUGUCAUUUCCUUUAAAACAUUUAUUAGCAGAUGUUUAUUUAUGAUAAUAUAAACAUUAGCGUCAGUAAUGGGGUCGAUACUGUCAACUGGGAAAUUGUUUGGAUGGUUUUGGUUUCUGGUAUUUGCAAUUGAAAUCAUAUCUCUGGAUGGUGUUUCCCAUUGGAGGCAAGUUAGAUGAGCCAAGCUUUUCAGCUCUGCUAUGAAUCGCCUCAUUUUCAACAUGUCUGAAUGAUUGAAACGAAACCGAACGAUCAGGCCCAGGUGAAAUCUCUGCACGCCAGAACUUCACAAAAAACUUCAAAGACUUCCAAAAAAUUGGUCUGCCUGUAAUUUAAAAAGUUAGGCUUAUCCACUGCUCCUUCUGUUUGUUUAUUGAGAAAUUUGUCUAGCUACAAAUAAGAAUGUUGUACUUUCAGCUAACAUAUUCAAAUUAAAAUAAUAAAAAUGUAAGCCUGCCUGUGAAAUCCGAGGAAACGUUGCAUAAUCAAGUUCUGAGAUUUGGAGCAUCAAAGUUUGAUAUCAAUCAUUGAUUUCACAUGAAUUUCAAUUUUAUUCAGUCAAUAUUAAAAAUAUCAAGGUUAUAUUUUCGCAAAAUGCUCUUUACAUUUUAUGUAGAAAACCAUAAAUCACAAAAAAUGACUUUGGCUGGGUUUUUGCUUGGGUCUGCAAAUGACUUGAAUGUGUUCAGUAUUAUAUGUUUUUUUUGCCUUUUUCUUAAACAUUACAUUAUUGUACCUGCAGUAGAUUAGAAGUUACUCCAAGACUGACUUAUUUUAAACCCAGCGAUCUUUUAUCAGGUCACUUAUAUGCCACUUCUAAUACAUUUUCUCUAUUUUUACUCUCUCAUAUUUUAAUACAGUUGAAUGGCUGCAGUUGUGCACACGAGCAGCUGCGUUUUCUGACUACAUUUUUAAACAGCAGGGACGUGACAUUGGUUCCUUCCUCAAAGAGACAGUCGUGUUUUUAUUUCUUCAGAACGAAUUAGAUGGCUGAACAAGAUGCCAGAACAUAUUCAAAGUGACAGGUCAUGUUGGCAAUGCCUUUAAGGACAGAACAGUGUUGUUUUCUUCGAUAACCUGGAAAUAUCCAUACUGCACGCAUGGAAAAGCCUUUUUAUGCCCGGAAAGGCAGAGGAACCAAAGCCUGACCUUAUUUAUCGAAAUCCUCACGAAGAUCAAUAACUCUUAGGACCGGUAAUGAAGAAUGCACACUAAAAAAAGCUGUCACUGGGGUGGUACCCUUUUAAAAAGUACACAUAAUGAGUGCAUAUUAGUACCUCAAAGGUAUACAUAUAUGUACUUAAAUGGUUUAUUUUAAAGGGUAUCUCCCAGUGACAGCUUUUGUCUCUUUUUCUUAAGAGUGCAGGUUUCAUUGAUUUAGCUUCAACUCACCGCCUAGUCGAUUCUUCGACCAUACAGUCUCUUUCACGGUGGGUACAGUACGAUAAUAUUAGUCCUUCCUCGCUACCCGCUGUUCUUGUACGGCUGAGUCUGCUGUUAAUAUGUGCUGAGACGCAUGGUUUAGCCGAGUUUGUGUUUGGUCAGUUACAGCUGAACAGUUUAAAUGCUGAGCUCUAAUGUUAAACCCCCUGCAUACAGUUGCUUGAGAGAAUGUGCAUCUAAACACUAUUGGCAAUGGACCUGCAUGACACCGAUAGCUAGAGAAAGACGAGUAUUUUGGCUAAAUGCUUAUAUCAGUACAUUAUAUUCUGAGUUAUGUAAUAAAAAGGGUUUUGGUUAUGUAAAUAAGGGAGUUUUUUUAUCCAAAAAUAACAUUGAAUGAAGUUGCUGUCAAGGCUGUACAGACUCUGUGCUCUUUGUAGUCGAGUCUGGUCAGUCUGAUGUAUUGAGACCGCAUGAUGAGUAAGGAAACCACCUGUAUUUUUGUAAAUGUUACUGGCUUUCUUUGAUUUGUCAAAAUACAAGGCCUUGUACAUAUUUCCCUCCUUCAUUUCAAAUGUAUAUUUGUACAGUGUCUUAAUGAAUUUCCUUUGCUUUGUAAUAAAGCAUAUAAUGGCAAGCCAA
Molecule: messenger RNA, 4897 nt
Organism: Misgurnus anguillicaudatus (oriental weatherfish)
Lineage: Eukaryota; Metazoa; Chordata; Actinopteri; Cypriniformes; Cobitidae
Gene: clmpa
Product: CXADR like membrane protein a
Cellular component (GO): cell surface; membrane; cytoplasmic microtubule
Source: RefSeq, a predicted model, not a curated record